Anguilla rostrata (American eel) is the source of this 1573-nucleotide messenger RNA. RefSeq names its product myeloid leukemia factor 2 (gene mlf2). Gene Ontology annotation, biological process: regulation of DNA-templated transcription. The record is from RefSeq and is a predicted model, not a curated record. NCBI's taxonomy places the organism in Eukaryota, Metazoa, Chordata, Actinopteri, Anguilliformes, Anguillidae. Gene Ontology annotation, cellular component: nucleus; cytoplasm. The coding region runs from base 811 to 1563 and encodes 250 amino acids. The transcript is spliced from 7 exons.
AAGAAAAGCUCCCAGCCUCCCACCCUCUUAUUUUUACAUUGAUUUAGCUAGUUAGUGCUAAUGUUAGCUUUUACAAGUGACCGACGUCCUUUGAAAAUGAUGCUUGUUAUAUGUGUUUAAAGAAUCGGACGGUCGUAUUUCGCGUCGUUUCAGUUCUUUGUGUCUAGAAUGUGCGUAAAAAUGUUAGAAAUAGUCUGCGUUUAAAAAUAUUUUAAACAAGCUCAAUGGUUGCACUGUCUGGCGUUUUGGCUUCCUUUGUCAGUUUGACUUCCGUUUACAUUUGCGACUACAUAGCAGCAAGAUAGCUACUAGUAGCUAGCUCAGUGACUAACGUGAGCUCGCUAACGUUAAAAAGAAACCCUUGGAACUGAAAUUGGCCGAAUAAAUAUUUUGCUAAGAAAUACCGUAUUUGCAGUUCAAUAAUAUAAACACAACCCACAUUUGUAGUGUAUAUCGGAAUGAAAUUUUCAGUCAGCUAGCUAGCACUAACGCUAUAGCGUGAACAAUAACAAACAGGACUGCAUAACAUUAGUCGUAUUGCAAGAUGACUAUUUUGGCUGAAUAAAUGAGAGAAAUCGCUGACUUCUGCCAACGCGGACUGUGCAACGUUGGCUAGCUAGCUAUAUUUAUUCCCUGUCGCGAGUAUAUGAGGCGUGUCGUUGAUUCAAAGAACCUUAGCCAGUUUUUCAAUCUCGUUUAAAGACCGCUUGCUAGUAAAUUAGUCUUAUACUUGUUAUAAUCGUAUUAUUGUGUUUUAUUCUAAACUGUACGAAUUUACAAACUUCCCAUUGAAGCUGGUUUGUUGCAAUAAUGUUUCGUUAUUUAAGUGAUGUGGACGAGAGCCCAUACGUGAUGGACCCCUUCGCAGCCCACAGGCAGCAGAUGCGCAGCCUGUUUGGGUCCUUUGGCUACGAGCCCUUUCCCCUGACCCCCCAGAUUCAGGCGCCCCGCAGCCCCCACCUCCAGGCCGGUGCCAUGGCCCCCUUUGGAAUGGCUGGAAUGGGCGGAGGUUUCAUGGACAUGUUUGGGAUGAUGGGAGGAAUGAUGGAGAAUAUGGAGAGGAUGUCCGGCUCCCCUAGCUGUCAGACCUACUCUUCCUCCACCGUCAUCUCCUACUCCUCCACAGACUCCGGCGCGCCCAAGGUGUACCAGCAGACCAGUGAGCUCCGGACUGCGCCUGGCGGGAUCCGGGAGACGCGCCAGGCCAUGCGCGACAGCGAGAGCGGGCUGGAGCGCCUGGCCAUCGGGCACCACAUCUGGGACCGGGGCCACGUGAUGGAGCGGUCCCGCAACCGCAAGACCGGCGACCGCGAGGAGAGGCAGGACUUCAUCAACCUGGAAGAGAGUGAGGCUGCAGCCUUUGACGAGGAGUGGAGGAGGGAGGCAGGCCGAUACCCACCUCCGAACGCCCGGGGGCUGGACUACGGUCGCGACAGAAGGGCAGGGGGCGCGGUUCAGCAGCUGGCCCUCGCUGCCCCGCCCGACUCCUCUUCCCCAGCUGUCCCCCACCACGAGUCCCCGAGACACCCCCCACCUCCCCCCCGCCUCCGCUACGACUGGUGACGGGGAACAG